This is a messenger RNA of Arabidopsis thaliana (thale cress), 899 nucleotides long. Its product is annotated as Integrase-type DNA-binding superfamily protein. The transcript has a single exon. Gene Ontology annotation, cellular component: nucleus. Lineage: Eukaryota; Viridiplantae; Streptophyta; Magnoliopsida; Brassicales; Brassicaceae. Gene Ontology annotation, biological process: regulation of DNA-templated transcription. The record is from RefSeq and is marked reviewed. Gene Ontology annotation, molecular function: DNA binding; DNA-binding transcription factor activity. The coding region runs from base 244 to 675 and encodes 143 amino acids.
GCUAAAACUAAAAUAGAAAACGUCAACCAGUGCGAGCCACAUGUCCAUAUCUCAUAACCCCCCCGGUCAUACUUUGACCAUAUAUUAUUUGUUUAUUCAUCUCAUAACCCAAUUUUAAAAGUACAAUUUAUAUACAUUCAAUUUAUUCGGACUUGAUCUACACGACUUUAUUCCGCUUCAACGUAUUUAUAUGCAACAUUUUCCCUCAUGAUCUUAUAAUCUCAUCUUCAUCCACCCAAAAACAUGGAUUCAAGAGACACCGGAGAAACUGACCAGAGCAAGUACAAAGGUAUCCGUCGUCGGAAAUGGGGAAAAUGGGUAUCAGAGAUUCGUGUCCCGGGAACUCGUCAACGUCUCUGGUUAGGCUCUUUCUCCACCGCAGAAGGCGCUGCCGUAGCCCACGACGUCGCUUUUUACUGCUUGCACCGACCAUCUUCCCUCGACGACGAAUCUUUUAACUUCCCUCACUUACUUACAACCUCCCUCGCCUCCAAUAUAUCUCCUAAGUCCAUCCAAAAAGCUGCUUCCGACGCCGGCAUGGCCGUGGACGCCGGAUUCCAUGGUGCUGUGUCUGGGAGUGGUGGUUGUGAAGAGAGAUCUUCCAUGGCGAAUAUGGAGGAGGAGGACAAACUUAGUAUCUCCGUGUAUGAUUAUCUUGAAGACGAUCUCGUUUGAUCUAUACGAGUACGUUUUUAGCAGUUAAUAUAGGAUGUGCAAAGGGUUAGGAUCUGUUUACUUUUUUUUUUUUUUUGGUUACACUUCUCAUUUAUUUUUCCCCCACGUGAGCUCUCAUUUCUCAGGCUUCUUUUCUCAUUAGGAAAAAAAAAACUAUUCUUACCCAUAUAGCUCAAGGAUGAUUUACACAUUUUGUAGAGAUAUCAUAAAAAGCUAAUGCGGUU